This is a messenger RNA of Brassica rapa (field mustard), 1296 nucleotides long. RefSeq lists its product as uncharacterized. The record is from RefSeq and is a predicted model, not a curated record. Lineage: Eukaryota; Viridiplantae; Streptophyta; Magnoliopsida; Brassicales; Brassicaceae.
AUGGAGAAGCUCCGUCUCCCCACCUUCAAAGGUCUCUCUGACCAUUCUACUCACGUCACGUAUUUCAACAUAGCGAUGCAACGCGCGAACCUAACCAACGAAGAAAAAGACGCCGGCUUUUGCCAACUCUUCGUCAAAACCCUAGAAGGACCCGCCCUCACUUGGUUCACCGGCCUCAGAGAGAACUCCAUCGACUGUUUCCACGACCUCUCGGCGGCCUUUCUCAAGAACUAUAUCAUGUUCACUAACCAAGAAGCGACCGUAUCAGAUUUGUGGAACCUCACUCAUGCCAACGGCCAAAGCCUCCGCGACUUCAUGGAGAAGUUUAAGGCUAUUGUCUCGAAGAUUGAUAUUCCGGAUCAUAUCGCCGUUGAAUCUUUGAUGAACACCUUGCACGUCAAAUCCUCAUUCCGUCAGGAUCUCUACCAAUACCCGACAAAAUCUGUCUCUGACGCCAUUGCUCGCUCUCACAACUUUAUCCGCAUGGAAGAAGACACAAGAGCGAAGUUCACAAAAGAAGCGGCAGCAAAACAGCAACCCGCCCGAACAAAUGACACCCGCCCCGAGCCCGAACAGCACUCCUCCGGUGGAAAGACCACUCAAAAGCGAGGCUACGUCAGCUCGGUUGAUGAUGAGGAAUCCCCAAAAUCAGCAGCUGUCAUGCGAGAAAAAGGCUGGAACCACUGGGAUCGAGAUUCCGCUCAGAAGCAGUUAAGUUCAUCCGAACCAGUGAGCUCGAACUCCGAGGAACCGAAAAAAUGGUGCCUCUACCACAAAAGGGAUUCCCAUGAUACGAAGGAAUGCAAGGUCCUCAUCGGGCAGUUUUUCGACGAAAUCACCAAUGGGACAAUCCAGAUGCCCGCUUCUCCACAGACACCAAAAAACAGCAAAAGCUGGAGCAAGAAUAAGGAGAAGAAGGCCCAGAAGUCUCAGAAGAACACGCCCCAGAGCGAGGAGAGAGCAAGCCCUGAGCGCGCGCCCGUCAACAACGUCGGCCCCGCCGACGAUUCAUCAGAAGACGAACAUCCGCGUCGGCGGCGACGAGUGGAAGUCAUACUCUCUCGACCUUGUGACUCCUCCGAAGACGACGCCCCGACAGCGCAACCAGAUCUGCGCGAUAAACUGAACAACAAGGACAAGCAACCUCUCGCUCCCUCGGCAACAGACGGAGACCUACGCACUCUCCUAAAGCGAAAGAGCGCCACGAAGACAAACACAGGAACCGCCGACCUCCGUGCGACCAUCUCAAAGAGCAACGCCCAGCGAGUCAGUCAAAUUAGCGACCUUCGUGACUAG